This is a messenger RNA of Teleopsis dalmanni, 2026 nucleotides long. RefSeq names its product transcription factor MafB (gene tj). NCBI's taxonomy places the organism in Eukaryota, Metazoa, Arthropoda, Insecta, Diptera, Diopsidae. Gene Ontology annotation, cellular component: nucleus. Bases 170 to 1483 code for a protein of 437 amino acids. Gene Ontology annotation, biological process: regulation of transcription by RNA polymerase II. The transcript has a single exon. Gene Ontology annotation, molecular function: DNA-binding transcription factor activity, RNA polymerase II-specific; RNA polymerase II cis-regulatory region sequence-specific DNA binding. The record is from RefSeq and is a predicted model, not a curated record.
ACGAAUUUGUAAAUUAAUUCAAAUAAAAUAAUAAAAUAUUUUGAAACAGUUUCUUAAACUUGGCGCAAUUAAACUACAUGGAAGUUUUGCCCACUUGGGCUUGGAACUGCUUGAGAUUUUGUAAGAACGAUCUGUGCGUGCCAGAACUUUGAAAAAAAAAUCUAUUUCAAUGAAAAUGGAAGAUACGAACCUCGCCGAACAAUACGUUCAGGAAUUUGUACUAGAUCACUUAGAGGAUGGUACAUCAACGGUAACUCCUAUAGGUGUUAAACGUGAAGAUCAUAGUCCACCGUCGACACGAAUUGCUUGGACAUCUGCUAUAACAACAACAGCCGAAGACGAUGAAUCUGUUGAGCCACCAAUUAAAAUACGUGCAUAUCCACCAACUUGGCAAUUUGAUGAUCGUAGACCACCGCCUCUCUCGCCGCCGCCGGAAAUAUAUACACACGGUCCAAUGGCCGGUCAAGCCAUACUUGUGAAUCCAUCAGUACCCGGUGGUGUGCCAUCUACACCACCCGAAACUCCACCUGUCGUUGGUUCGCCUACAUGUACACAAAAUUACGCUCCUGUUGCUGGCGCACAUUAUGCAACCCACCGCGCACCCACCGCUAGUGCAGGUCUUACACAAGAAAUGAUGUGGCUGCCAAAUUCAAUGCGUUCCGAUGCACAACCACUUGAUUUGCGACCACUAACCACGCAAGAUGAAGAAUGGGAACGUCAUCGUGAAUAUAUGCAAGUGACCGCAGCACAUGCUGCAGCAAAUCACCAUCAUCAUCAUCAUCUACUACCACCGAGUCAUCAUCACCAUCAUCAUCAUCUUGAACAUUUGGCACCAAUUAAUAUGCAUACACCAUAUCAUAGUGGAAUUGUUAGUAGCGCCAGUACCAGUCUAAAUAGCAAUGGCAGCUCAUUAAAUAGCGUUGGCGUGUCCAAUAGCUUACAACACAGUAAUCGGCCAAUGUCGGUUAGUUCAACACGUUCCUCCACUAAUUCACCUCGUACAUGCUCGGGUCAAUAUAGCACUUCCAGUAAUCUAGGCGUUGAAGAUUGUAUAAAUGAUGACUUGUUGACCACACUAACAGUACGUGAACUAAAUAAACGUUUACAUGGUUGUCCACGCGAAGAGGUUGUACGUCUCAAACAGAAACGUCGCACGUUGAAAAAUCGUGGCUACGCACAAAAUUGUCGUUCAAAACGUUUGCAACAGCGACACGAAUUGGAGAAAACCAAUCGCCAAUUGAGUCAGGAUCUUCACCGUCUUAAAUUGGAAUAUAGUCGCGUAUGUCAAGAACGUGAUCAACUGAGACAAAGACUACAAAUGAGAUCCGGUGGGGCUGCUGGUAGUUCAAGUGCUAGCGUUAAUGGUAGUACUACGGCAAAUGGUGGCAGUGGUGGUAUGCCUACUGCAGCGGUUGCUGCUAGCGUCAUUACGGUUGGACAGCAACAUUUAAGUUCCGAUAGUUCACCGGAAUUUUACCUUUGACGCCAAUUAGCGGCAAGUGGGCAUCAUGCUGCAGCUGCAGCCGCUGCUGUUGCUGCAUCAAAUUCACACCAUCAUCAUCAUCAUCACCACCACACACAUCCACAUCAGUGGCCUACGCGUUAUCAUCAACACUUACAACAACAACAUCAGCAACAUCAACAACAGCAGCAGCAGCAACAACAACAACAACAGCAACAGCAGCAACAACAACCACAAUCGCAAGCACAACAACAACAGCCACAAGCGGCGAUCUGAGAGCAGCAAAUUAUACAUAAUAAAAUGGCAGUGACUACUUAUACGAGCGGCAUCAGAAAUGCCAAUUCAUCGUCAUCAACAGCAGCAAAAGCAGCAACAACAGCAACAAUGGCAACAUUGGCCACAUCAUUUCAUAGCACUUGGUUAGGUAGGAUGCAGGAUAUGCUUCAUAAUAAUAUGAGGUGUGCUUAAGGUAUUCCUGUUUUUCUCUUUCAAAUUAAUUCUAAGACAUUCUCAUACAGAAGCCACUCUAUUAUAUAGAAUUUAAGUUAUAUUUUUUUGCAUUAA